GUGGUUGUACACUUUUGAUGGCAUCUUCAAGAGCUCGCUGGCGCUUUGGAUGCGCUGAAUAUAACAUGAACACUUUUUCAAUGACACUCAUCGUAUUGAGAAUGCCUAGAAAAUGAGCAUGUCAUAUCAUUUACUUAAUUAAGAUUUCACAACAGCCAAAUUGAGGCAAUGUGAUGCACAAUGUAAGUACAACGUCAGAGGGUAUUUUUCCCUGAUCAGGGCUGCAGCUCCUCUGGUAGGUCCGGACAUAAUUAUUGGCAGCUCCAUCAUAAGCUUGACCCCUUAAUUUUUUUAGGUCCAGUCCAUACCCCUGAAGUGUACUCAAAAUCUUAGUCCCUAGGGCAGCACCAGUAAUUCCCGCAUCACACUACACAAACCCAAAUAACAUCUUCACACACAACAUCAUUAGUGUUAGCAUAUCUAUGAAGGGAAAACUACAUGUACAUGCACUAGCCCAAGUAAACACAAUGUACAUACCUAAGUACUAUGCUUAGUUGUUCCUUGUUAGAUACAUCAGUAACCUCAUCAGCUACGACGGUAAAACACACUGCCUUGGCCACUGUUCAUUUGUCCCUGAAUGUGAUUCUCAAUUAUUCCAAGGUUUUGUAUGUCAGCUGAUGUAUAAGUAGCAUUUCUCGCAGCUUCAUCAAGGUGCUUGGCCAAAACCUGGUCUCCUGACCACUGAAGCAAUGCACAAAAAUGUCCAUGACCACUUGAAUCUUCAGGAUCCCUUUCGAUAUCAGUCAGAUUGUCAUGAUGACCCCACAAAGGAAUAUUUUGACAGCCCCAAAAACUCAGGGUCUCAAUGAUUGACUUCAGCAUUUGUCGAUUGGUAGCCACUGUAUCGGCAACAGAUUUAUUCCAAUGCUGGCCUUGCAUUACACGUAGAAACGCGUCACAUUUUGCAAUUGCCGUCAAAUGGUACUUUUUCUCUUUGUGCUUACCAAGGAUUUCUAAUGCUUUGCUAAGAGUAAUCAGUCGGGAAACCAGAGUGCCAAGAUCAACUCCUUGAUGCGUAGUAGCAAACAAUGCACAUGGUGAACGAAAUCCACCCUUAGCUACGUCACUGUAAACAAGCCAUGGUUGGAAUUGAUGCAACCAUAUGCUGAAUGCUGAAAUCUACGCCCAGUGGCAAAACGAGGGAAAGAAUAGCUUUGACCUGGUUUGAAGUGACUUGUAAGGAGGCGAAACUUUGCACUAUCGUAAUGUUCUUCACUCUCAUGUAACUUCCAAUGUCACAGCUGUCAAUCUUGCACGAAGAAGUGCCCAUAGCUGACUCGGGCUCCAGUCGUGGUGACUUCAGUGGUAAAAAAAGGUAGACUCAAGCACAGCUCUAAACUAAGGCGCUCAUCGUUAGCGCAUGAUGAUACCUUCAGACUCAGAGAGGUUUGAGCUGUGCACAGCAUGAUCAGUGUCUUGUUGAUGGUCACUGUUUGACUCUGCAUCAGGUAGCUCACUCGAAGAAGACGGGAUAGGCCAUAGGUACUUUCUAAGCGCCAUGCCACAUGUGAUCAGAGGUAUAUACUCCAGUCUGCAGAUCUCCAGGUGUCAGGUUCGCAUGCUAAGUCGGCUGGCUCGUGUCACCCGAUACGGAAACUUCCGUUCAGUGCGUCACUGAAAACUCGCGGGAACCUUUUCCGUGUGCACUGUGGAAAGAUUCCCGUAUGACGAGUUGGAUGGUCUUGGCUUCAAAGGCUUUGCUGUGGCUUUCCAUAAGGAGUAUGCACACUGCACAGAUCAUUGGCACAUCUGGCACUGUGGAGACAUUCACCCCAGCUGUGCAUGAAUAUUUACAUGCUUUAGUCACUGUUGCUCAUCCUCCACCACUACAAAUGCCAACAUCCCAAACAUCCAUCAGCCACAAAAAACCUUCCUCUAACACCUCCAUAUCACCCUCAUUGGUCACUGUCACAUCCAAACCAUCCUCCUCCAACCCUCCUCAAUCAUCUUUAUCUAAGUCACAUAAGUCAAAUCCUCCAAAAUCAUCCCCUUCUUUCUCCAACACUCCAAAUUAUCCUCGUCUAAGCCUGUUUUCCCCAAACCGGUCACAUCCAAGCCAUCCUUUUUCAACCCUCCUCAAUCAUCCUCAUCUAAGUCUUCCUCCUCCAACGCUCCUCAAUCAUCCUCAUCUAUGUCUUCCUCCUCCGACGCUCCUCAAUCAUCUUCAUCCUUCUGAAGUCAAAACAUGAAUGGUUAAGUGACAGCCACAUGUACGCAGUGCAAUGCUUACUCGGUGAUCAAACACGAGGAAAAAUUGGGGGGUGGCAGAGCACACAGCUAGGGAAAUUUGAUGCAUUUAAACCUCUACCCAAACAUUCAGCAUUCAUCCAAAUCCUUCACAUAUCAGAUUGUCAUUGGGCUGUUGUUUCAAAUCUUAAAAUAA
Molecule: messenger RNA, 2383 nt
Organism: Geodia barretti
Lineage: Eukaryota; Metazoa; Porifera; Demospongiae; Tetractinellida; Geodiidae
Source: the annotation of a GenBank genome assembly